Molecule: messenger RNA, 7624 nt
Organism: Apus apus (common swift)
Lineage: Eukaryota; Metazoa; Chordata; Aves; Apodiformes; Apodidae
Gene: PARD3B
Product: par-3 family cell polarity regulator beta
Exons: 23
Coding region: 157-3744 (1195 amino acids)
Biological process (GO): establishment of cell polarity; establishment of centrosome localization; microtubule cytoskeleton organization
Cellular component (GO): apical junction complex; apical plasma membrane; adherens junction
Molecular function (GO): protein binding; phosphatidylinositol binding
Source: RefSeq, a predicted model, not a curated record
CGCAGCCCCGGGGCUCCGCACGCACCUGCCGGCCCGCCCCUGCCGCGCCGCGGGGCCGGGACACGCACCUGCCGCGCCGCGGGCCUCCCGCACCUGCGCCCGUCCCCCGGGCGGGGCGGCCGUUUCUGGGCUGGCAGGGCAUGGCGGUCCGCUGAGAUGAAAGUGACCGUGUGCUUCGGGAGGACGGGCAUCGUGGUGCCCUGCAAGGAUGGGCAGCUCCGCGUGCGGGACCUGACCCAGCAGGCCCUGCAGCGCUACCGCAAGGCCCAGGAGAAGGAUCCAACUUCCUGGGUGAAUAUUCACCACCUGGAGUAUACAGAUGGAGGAAUCCUGGACCCAGAUGAUGUGCUGGCAGAUGUUGUGGAAGACAAAGAUAAGCUGAUUGCUGUUUAUGAUGAGCAAGAAACUCACCGUAAGACUGAUGGCACCAAUGGCAAUUUGACAGACAGAAACAGCCCAGACUCUUUUGAAACAGAGGUAGCAGCUCAGCUGGCUGCCUUUCAGCCAAUUGGUGGGGAGAUUGAAGUGACUCCUUCUGCCCUUAAACUUGGCACACCACUUCUAGUACGAAGGAGCAGUGAUCCAGCUAUGGGCCCACCUGCUGACUUCCAUCUAAGUGCUUCUCAUCCCAGUGACUACAGUCUCAAGCAUGUUGUGGCAGGUGCAUCCCAGGUAUCCUUUCAGGGUGGGGAGAUGAACCUCACUGGACCCACAGAACUGUUGUUGGCUCAGAAGGCCCAACUCCCUGUAAGUGAAAUGACAAAAACAGUGGAGAUUUCUGGGGAAGGUGGACCACUGGGAAUACACGUAGUGCCCUUUUUUUCAUCUUUGAGUGGGAGGAUGCUGGGACUUUUCAUCCGUGGUAUUGAAGAAAACAGCAGAUCUAGACGUGAUGGGCUUUUCCAUGAAAAUGAAUGCAUUGUGAAGAUUAACCAUGUAGACCUUACAGAUAAAACCUUUGCACAGGCUCAAGAAAUCUUCCGUCAGGCAAUGAAAUUUCCAAGUGUCAUGUUGGAAGUCCUUCCUCCGUAUAAUCGAGAACAAUAUGAGAAGUCUGCUAUUGCUCCCCUUUGUUUUCUGGAUAAUGAAGAAGUAGUUCCAAAAACUAAGAUUCCACCUCCUGUUCAUCCAAAACCUGCUCUGAAAAUGAUUAAUCUUUCUGAAGCGAGCAGCUCAGAGGCAGGUGUACAGGCAGCACAACAAGCAAAGAGCCCCAACCUCCCACGCCUGGGUAGAAAGUUGUCUUCUCCCUCCCUGUCUCCCCUUAUGGGCUUUGGCAAUAAAAAAAAUGCAAAGAAAAUAAAGAUUGACCUGAAAAAAGGUCUAGAAGGACUUGGUUUCACUGUGGUUACCAGAGACUCUUCGCUUCAUGGUCCUGGUCCCAUUUUUGUGAAGAACAUCUUGCCAAAAGGUGCAGCAGUAAAAGAUGGUCGUUUGCAGUCAGGAGACAGAAUCCUGGAGGUGAAUGGACGGGACAUCACUGGCAGGACCCAGGAAGAGCUCGUAGCUAUGCUGAGGAGCACAAAGCAAGGGCAAACUGUCUGUCUGAUUGUGGCUCGUCAGGAGGAGGCCUUUCUACCUCGAGAGCUGAAGGGAGAGCCAAACUGCAGUGUUCUUUCUCCAGAGACCACAGAGCAGCUGACCUUUGAGAUUCCUCUGAAUGACUCUGGCUCUGCUGGACUUGGUGUGAGCUUAAAAGGCAACAAAUCUCGGGACACUGGAGCUGAUCUUGGGAUUUUCAUCAAAUCUGUUAUUCAUGGAGGUGCUGCUUUUAAGGAUGGUCGUUUGCGAGUGAAUGAUCAGCUUGUUGCAGUAAAUGGGGAGUCACUUCUGGGCAAGUCAAAUCACGAGGCUAUGGAAACACUGAGGCGCUCCAUGUCCAUGGAGGGGAACAUUCGUGGGAGGAUCCAGCUGGUAGUUCUCCGGAGACUGGAAGUGCUGACAGAGGAACGCUCAGACCAGGGAAUCUUUCAAAAAUCAGCCUUUGAUGGGAGCCAUAGCUUGGCAGCUGCUUCCCGACGCAAUGACGCUGUUCUUCAGCAAUUCGUAACAUGCAGUCCUCAGGAAAGAGCAAAAGAAUUGCCAGUGUCUGAUCAUGGCAGUGGUGAAAAUGAAACCCCUCCACCUCUCCCACCACAUCCCAGUGAGGAUCUGCUGAAUGAGGAUUAUAAUCAUAGCCCUAUCAUAAAUUCAUCCGUGUAUUUAACAGAUCAGCACAUCAACUUCAGAUCUUUGACACCAGCCAAGCAGUCUGAAUCAAUUAAUCUGAAAGCCUCAAAAAGCAUGGAUCUGGUGGCAGAUGAAAGCAAAGUUGGUUUGUUGGCUGGAUACAGAUCAGACUCUUGUGGUAAAGAUUUUGGUCCUACUCUGGGAUUGAAGAAGUCCAGUUCUCUUGAGAGUCUUCAGACUGCUGUGGCUGAAGUUAGGAAGAAUGAACUCCCCUUUCACAGACCCAGGCCUCAUGUGGUCCGUGGUCGGGGGUGUAAUGAGAGUUUCCGAGCUGCCAUUGACAAAUCUUACGAUGGACCUGAAGAUGGAGAAGAGGAUGGCUUCUCUGAUAAGAGCUCUCACUCUGGUCAAGAAACUCAGAACAUGGAAUCUGCCCUUUCAGGGAACCCUAAAAUAGAAGAUGCAGAAACCAAUGCAAAAAAAGACAAAAAAAAUAGAGAGAAAGAGAAGAAGAAGGAAAAGGGCAAAUCUAAAGUAAAAGAGAAGAAAAGGAAGGAAGAAAAUGAAGAUCCAGAAAAGAAAAAGAAGAAAGGCUUUGGUGUCAUGUUGAGAUUUGGAAAGAAAAAAGAAGAUAAAAAUGGGAAAACAGAUCACAGAGGGAAUCCAAAGCAAGGCAUACUUAAAGAGGAGGAGCUGGAGAAAAUGAAAGAUGAACGUGAGAGGAUUGGUGCCAAACAUCAGGAGUUAAGGCAAAAACAACUGAGAGGCCUGAGUGAUUAUUCUACUGGUCCUGGAGGACCUGACAUUGAUGAUGAUGAGGUGGAUCCAAAUUAUGCCAGAGUAAACCAUUUCCGAGAGGCUUAUCCAGCAGCAAGCAUCUACAGGCCAUCAUCGCCAGCAGUAGCAGAAACUUUUAUAUAUCCACGUGAUUCCCCUUCAGGACCAAUGGAGAGGGAGCACUUGGAAGGCCUGUAUGCAAAAGUAAACAAGCAGCACUACCAACAGACUCCUGGUGACAGCAGCUGCGCAGGUGCUGGGAAUGCUGAUCGUAUCCAGAAGUUAAGGAAGGAAUACCAUCAGGCCAGGCGGGAAGGCCUGCCUUUCUAUGAGGAUGACGAAGGAAGAACACAACCAUCUGAUUACGACCAGCAUUGGGUGCCUGGAAAAGGUCCAGAUGGGAGCUCCUACAAUCUCCAUUUCGAGGUGAUGGAAAGGCAGUAUGCAUCCUUACCCAGGCGUGGACCUGCAGAGCCACUGGAAUAUUUAACAGGGCCACGAGUAAUAUACAAAGAGAGAGAUCUUCCCUACUACCAAGGAGGACAGCCAGCUGUCCACCCAUCUAAGGGGAACUACAUCCGUGUGCCAGACACAAGAGUGGCAGAACUGAGGUACCCCCAGUACUACCCAGCCCAGCAUAAAGGACCCCUCCGACAGGAUGUGCCACCUUCUCCUCCUCUGUCCCACCGAGCACCAGCUUAUAAUGAAAUUGUCCGACACCGUGGGACCAGUCCAGACCAGUACCAGUACAGGCAACAGGAUCCCAGGCAGAAGAACCCAAUGACUGCAGCUGUAUAGCCACACAUUGGACUUGCCAGCACAGCCCGGGAGGAAUCCUGUCAGACAUGAUCCUUGUAGAGUUGUUCCCAAGCGUAGCUGCCUGUAAGAAUGGCACAUGAGACCUGGAGUCAUUCUUACUGAGCUGGGCUCAGUGUAGGUGCUUUCUAACAGGCAAACAAAAGCCACGUGAGGUAUGAUGUGUUUUGAGUCCGUGAGGUACCAGACAGUUGAGUAUUUUUUAAUUCCUUUUAAAAAUAGAAAGUGGCUGCUGGAAAUGAAGCGCAAAUGAAUACACCUCAGGGCUAUUUACCGAAUCCAGUUACACCUGUACAGUAUGUAACUGUCUGCAUUAGGGCAGCAGUGUCACCAGAGUUUACUUCAGAGUGCUGUUGUAGAGCCUUUCAGUGAGAGCACAGCAUGAAGCACGAACUUUGUGCAGAAUGGGGAAUCCUGUAUAAUCCAGUGUGUGAUCGUGAGUCAACAAGGGACUGCCACAGAGGUAGUGGCCACAUUCUGGGCAUGUUCAGACCUGCGACUCUGCUUUAAGGUUGCUGCAGUUCCAGAUUUGUAUUCUGGCCUCUGUCUUCCUUUUUCGUUUUGGUGGUAGCAGCAUUUAUCUCGUAGUCUUCAUUUUUUGCAGUUUGUGUAGAAAGAUUCUCCUCUGAUUGCACCAGCUGCAUUUGAAGUAAGGCAAAUAUGUAUCUGCCAUGCUUGGGCAGGCUCACAGAGAAGGCAGCCAGCAACCUGAGAAGUGUGUGUCUGCAGAUGUGCCUGUGCGCACUUGUGAUUGUUUCAUAGUUAUACAGUGUGCACUGUUUAAUGUAAACCUGGAGACCGGAGCCUCAGCUGCUGUCAGUAAGUGUCGCUCUUGGGGUUUCAGUGGAGCUGGCCUAUGAGAAGUGGCAGACGAGGUGAGCAUGGGCAUGGACUCCAUAACUCAUGUUGUUACUAUAUCAGGUGCAGCCUUGGCUCUGGCAGGGCAGCCCCUUUCUGGCCACUCCGGCCGGAGUUCAGCAAAGUGCCUGCCAGCAGCAUGUCCUGCCUUUGCCAGCCGCCCCACUGGAGCGGGGCCCACCCUCAGCCCCUGAGUGCAGCUCAGCCUCGGGCAGCACCAGGCCUGUGCCAAGUGCCAAACUACCAGAGUUCCUACAGCCAGGGGCCACCAGGCCAGUGAGCAGAAGAGAUUUUCGAUUUUCGCAGCAAAGGGUGAGAGAAAAGACAAGGAAAGCAACAGGGCUUCAAGAUCCUGAGGCCCAGGACGAAGAGGAGAGAAAUGCUGUUUGUAGUGAGUUAUUUGCAUCAGUGCAUAUAUAGGAAGAGAGAAGGUGUGAGUGAGGAGAGGGGGCCAGCAGUGCAGCAGAGCUGUGUGGGGGCAGCACAGAGGGGUAGGUGCUGGCUCUUUGCUCAGCACAGCCUGUUUGCUCUGCAGCCAGCCAGCCUGGGAGGUCAGAAAUGCAUGUCCUCAGCCACAGGGACCUGUGCUACCCAGUUAGACAGGGCUGUGGGCGCUCAGAGAUUUGUCUCAAGGAUUUUGUCACAGGGAAACCAUACAGUCCUGCCACCUAGAAAUAUAUUUUGGGAAGUUUCCAAGUAUCCUUAAUUCCUUGACUUCUGCCUUUUGGGAAUGUUUUAACCAUUUGGGAUCCUCUCCUCAUCAGGGAGAGACUGUGACCUGACCAAGGAUUAUGUGUCUUAAUUGUCUUUUUGAUACCUUUGGUAUGCAACAGAUGAAAUCACAUAGGUCACUUCCCAAGUAUAAAAUAUCACCAGGAAGAUUUUUCCUGUUAAGAGUGAGUAACUUUACUAGACAUUCCUGGGGAAAGGGCUUGUUAGAGUAAGAGGUCUAAGGCACAGAACAGGGUGGGUCUGUGUACUGCUGUUUUCCAGGGGCCACUGGUCCUGAUAACAAACAGCAUUUAAUCCCAGCCGCUGUUUCCUCUGUGCUGCUGAUGCUGCUGAGAGACUGGCAUAACCCUGAGGCACUUGCAGUUGCCCGGCUGGCCGGCAGGCUCUAGCAUUUGCAUUCACACCAAUCUCUACCCACCAGCCAGGCUGGGAAGGAGGGGAGAGGAGACAGCUUUGGCAUGGUGGGGGAACUUCUCCAUGACUGAGAUACGGAGCUGGGCUCCCUGGGGCAGGGGCAGGAGCAGCUCUAAAUCCAGUCAAGAGGAAGCAUUGGUGGGAGGGAGAGAGGGAGAAGAAUGCAACCAAUUAUAAAGCAAGUGUGUUUGGUUCUUGUUCCAUUUCUUUCUGCCCUCUUCCCUAGUAAUGUAGGAGGAAAAACCUCUGGAGGGAGGGCUGGAUGUAAAGCUGGAUGUCUCUCAGUACACUCCAUAAAUAAGGCACAUUCCCCAAGGAAACUCUGCCUGUCAUGUACGUGCUGUACGCAGCCUUGUACUUCUCUCAAAGAGUUUUAGAUGUAGGAUACUCAGCCAGGACUUGGCAGCCGCAGGAUAGCCACUGGAGUUAUGAAGGCCCGCUGAAAGUGAAGCAAAAACAAAUUAAAAUACUUUCCUUUCCCUCCUUGAAAUAUAACCCCUGAUACAUUUGAUCCAGCUGUAAAGAACCUAAUAUGUUUGUGACAGUGGCUUUAUCAAGCCAGGCCACAAUUAAGAACAGCUCUGAAUAUAAACUACUGCCUUUAUAAUUCACUCUCAACUAACCCUUCAAAUGGCAUCACAGCACAGCGAACAGAACUUAUUUACAGGAUUUCAAGAGCCAGGGCCAAAUAAAUUCUGGAUGGAAACAGCUCCUGAGUUAUUUAUAGCCUUUGCAGAACCUGUGCAAUUGUCUCUCUGUGACCUGAAUCUCUUCUGAACAGCUCCCCUUGACUGCAUUGGCUUCACUCUGUUGAGGCAGACAGAUCAAAUAAACACCUUCUGAGCUGUUAAUCUUACCCAACAGGUUAUGAAAUGAUGCUUCUGCUCUUAGAUCAGUACCAAAAAAAAAAAGAAGUAUAAUGUAUGGAUGCAUCCUACAGGUGAGGAGCUGAGGAAGAACAGCCUGACCUAGUUGGGGGAACAAGGCCAAAAAGUAUUGCAGAACAUCUUAUCAAUCUCUGGUGCCGUUGUUCUGAGAGAAAAUUGCCAUUUGCUGGUGUAGUAUCUGGUAGCGGUACAGUAUUUUCAAAAUUAUAAUAUGUAACUACAGUAUAUAUAGUCAGCUUCUCUGCAGUGUAAAAUGUAUGAUUUUAGCACCAUAUUGUGGAAAAAUAUGUACCGUGCAGAAUUCACGAGGUGCUACAACUGACGGUUGAAAAUACACACUUGCAAAAUCCAAAAGAGCCGUUAAGUAACAAGUUGUUCUUUUCCCCAUAUGUCCAUAUGUUUGGGAAAAUCAUGAGUCUGAAAUGCUCUUGACACGUAAUUGCCUUGCACUCCCUCAUCCAAAAUGUGCCAGUCCAGCAGUAAAGUUACUGCCAUAGCGGGUGUGAAGGGAGAGUUUGGGUUUGCCACAGGAGCAGCGUGCUGUCAGUGUGUGUGUGAACAGGAGUCAAGACAAGGGGGAGAGAGGCCCGCUCCUGCACAAAGCUGGAAGCUUUGAUUUCCUGAGCUGGUGGCGUGCAGCCUGUAUUUCUGGCCCUGGCGUGGAGCCAGCUGGGCCCAGCAGUUGAAAGAUUAAGAGAUAGAAAAAGAACCUGUGGAUUUUCUGAGUGACCACCCACUAGUGAGCCAUGAUCUUGGCCUGCAAACAGACAGUACCACUGUGAUAAAUUAUGAUGCAGAAGUCUCUAGGCACCCCUUGAAUGCAUACAGUGAAGAAAAAAAAAAAAAAAGGGGAUAGUAAGCAUUUUUUUUAAAAAAGGCUCCUGCCUUGAAAAAGUGCAUGCAACCCUGAAUUCCAUUUCACUCCAGCUUCCUGAUCUAGAAAUAGCAUCACAUGUUGCCUAAUUUUUUUA